Messenger RNA from Ascochyta rabiei, 666 nucleotides. Its product is annotated as ADP-ribosylation factor protein 3. The transcript has 2 exons. NCBI's taxonomy places the organism in Eukaryota, Fungi, Ascomycota, Dothideomycetes, Pleosporales, Didymellaceae. Gene Ontology annotation, biological process: Golgi to plasma membrane protein transport; protein localization to organelle; intracellular protein transport. Gene Ontology annotation, molecular function: GTP binding; GTPase activity. The record is from RefSeq and is a predicted model, not a curated record. Gene Ontology annotation, cellular component: Golgi apparatus. Bases 1 to 666 code for a protein of 221 amino acids.
AUGUACCACCUUUUCAAAUCAAUCUACCUGCACGCGACUAGCAAAGAAGAGUACUCGGUCCUGCUCCUCGGCCUCGACAACGCGGGCAAGACGACGCUCCUGGAACAAAUCAAAGCCUCGUACACGCCCUCGCACCCGAACCUGAAAACGGUGCCCACCGUCGGCCAAAACACCAUCACGCUCGCUCUUCCCCCGCCCAACCCGCCCAUCUACCUCAAGCUGUGGGACGUCGGCGGCCAGCAUAGCCUGAGAGGGUUGUGGCAGAGCUACUACGCCUCGUGCCACGCGAUUGUGUUCGUCAUCGACAGCAGCGACGUUGGUAAUGCGACGCUGUCGGACCUCGCCGAAGGCACCGCAGUCGAUGAUGGAGGCCGGCUGGACGAGUGCCGCGCCGUACUCGAGGGGAUCCUGGGGAAUGAGGACACGAGCGGGGUGCCGGUGUUGGUGCUUGCGAACAAGCAGGAUCGCGAGGACUGCGUUGAGGUGGUGCGAAUUAAAGAGGGGUUCGUGCGGAAGGUGUUUGAGGGCGGCAAAGGGGGGAAUGUGAGGGAUAGUCGCGUGCUGCCUUGCUCUGCGCUUACCGGUACUGGCGUUGUUGAGGCGGUCGAGUGGCUGUGUAGUCGUAUGAUGGGGAACAAGGAGAGCAGGCCGCCGGUUAUGCGGUAG